AUGACGCAGCUACAGUUCACAUCUCUACAUCAAGUUUGUGACAUGCUGAAGAUCCGAGAUAAUCACUUCUUAGGACUGAGUGUGGUACAAAACAAUGAACACAUUUUCAUGGAUUUGGAGCAGAAGCUUAACAAGUAUUUUCCUAAGGAAUGGAAAAAAGAAAUGAGCAAAAAUGAUGAGAAGUUUGGUGUUCCAUUCGUCGUUUGUUUAAGAGUGCAGUACUAUGUAGAAAAUGGCAAAGUAAUAAGUGAUAAAAAGGCAAGGCACUUCUAUUAUUGUCAACUAAAACAAGUUUUAAACUCCUGCUGCACAAGCAAAGAGGAAGCCUACUUCUUGCUUACAGCGUAUGCAUUGCAGGCUGACUUGGGAAACUACAAAAAGAAUGUCCACACUGGAAACUACUUUGAACCUCAGAGCUAUUUCCCUCAAUGGGUAAUUCGAAAAAGGGGCUGUGAGUAUAUUUUGAAGCAUGUUCCAAAAAUGCAUAGAGAGCAGCGUGGACUGACUCCUAAAGAGGGGAUGCUGAGGUUUAUUAAAGAGGCUUGUCUUUUAGAGGAUGUGCCUGUUCAUUACUACCGGCUUCAGAAAGACAAAAAGGAAGAGCACCCCUCAGUGGUGCUUGGGCUCACUUUGAAAGGAAUGCAUAUCUAUCAGGAGCUUCACAAUGUCCGACAUUUGUUGUAUGACUUUCCCUGGUCAAGUAUUGGCAAGCUUACUUUUCUGGGAAAGAAAUUUGAGAUCCAGCCGGAUGGUUUGCCGUCUGCUCGGAAGUUGAUCUAUUACACAGGCUGUCCGUUCCGAUCCAAGCACUUGCUGCAGCUCCUCAGCAACAGUCACCGACUCUACAUGAACAUUCAGCCUAUGCUCAAGCAGAUCCGUAAAAUGGAAGAAACAGAAGACAAAAAGCGCUACAGAGAAUCGUACAUCAGUGAUACCUUUGAGAUGGAUCUAGAGCGACUUGAUGCACAUUCCCACGGCAGUGGGAGCAGCCAAGGAAGCGGAAGGAACAAGCAGCUCUCCCGCCAGUCAACAGUCAGCCACAGCAGUUCGCAUACCUCUGGAAUUGAGGCAGACUCAAGGUAUAGAAUGUCUGCCGAAAUGGCAGUGGAUGAACCGUUGUCCGGUGAACCAGCGCACAGUACAGUUAAAUCCUGUAGUUCCAUGAUGAGCCGUGGAAGCUCCCACACAUCAGGAAUUGGCAGCAGCAACAAAGAUCGGACAGAGAAUAACGAAGAGGAGGCACCUAUCAAUGAUCCACUUGAGAUAUCACAGGGAAACACAUUGAUUGAAGGUGAAUCUGUUGACUAUCCACUUGUAGAACAGGAUUACCAGCAAGGUAUCAGCAAUGAACCCAUUGUGAGUUUAUGUGAUCCCUUGGUAAAACUUCGAGGCCAAAGUGUCGACUCACUCUCACAGGCCUCACAAUCUAAGCCAAGAAACUCGAAUGAUCGGCACAGUCAGAGUUUAGACGAUGUACGCUUGUACCAACAACAACCACCUUUGUGCUCAAGUUUGUCUUCAGAUACCUCUCAGAGCUACACGUUUGGCUGUAUCUAUGAGGACAAGGAUAGUCAAUUUUGUUAUACUUAUUCCACUGCAGAUUGUAACACGAAAUCCACCUUCUAUGGCAAACGUUCAAUGAACUGUCUAUCGUUGGAUCUUCUUGGAGACGAACAACUAAUGGAAUUUGUAGUAUAGUUAAAGACUGUAUGAACAUGAUGGAUAUGUUAACCAGCAAAGUCUUGGACUGAUCUACUUUGAGUGUUAAUCUAUGACUUAAUGAAGGAGCGUUAUGAAACAUUUGUGAAAAUGUCCUCCAACAGGAGCCCCUGCUGAGCGAGCGUCCAAACACUUGAGCCUAAAAGUAAUUUUUGCGAACAAUUUAACAGAUUAUUUUAUACCUCACCACAACCUGGAGCCCAGCUGAAGACUCACUGUCAGAGGCAGCAGCACCUAUUGGAGCAUUUUGGAACUUGCUGUGGUAAUGCUGUAAUAAGUUUAUUUUAUACCUUAUUCUUAUUUCAGAAACAAGGGUAUUUUUCUCAACAGUGACUUCUGCAAAACAAUUUGACAUUUGUCCAAAUGAGAAAAAUACAGAUAGUGCAUCAUAUUUGUGAGGCAUUCCAAUAUUGAUGAGUUGGGAAGCUAUAAACUAUAGAAUGGAAGUGGAAUUGGUUUAUUAUUGACACAUGUACCAAAAUACAGUGAAAAGCUUUUGUUUGUGUGCCAUUCUGACAGAUCAUUCCAUACAUUGUCUUCACUCACUGCUCCUUCAGCUGAAAGACCCAAUUCUAUUUAAGGAGUAAGCUAACCUGAAAGUCAACUUUUAACAAACUAUAUCAGCAAGGAGUAUGAAAAGGAUAGAAGAUUUUCUGCAGAAAACUAUUGUCUGCUUUAUUUUUAGAUUUUUCUCUGCUUUGAAGAGGAAUUUAAAUAGAACAUGCAAGCAAGUACCAAUGAAUGAUUACUCUGAUCUUAAAGGUAUCUUUAAAUGGUGAUAGAAGAACUGAUGCUUCAAAUGACAAAUAAUUACUCCAAAUCCCAGUUAUGGUUGUUGUUACAUCACUGCAGGACAAUGAACAGUUGACUUAGAAGGUAAAACUGGAAGUCCAGUCACAUUUUGCCACUAUGACAGGUGAUAGAGAAGAAUUACCACUAGCGGCAGAACAAGUAUCCAGGUUAAAAACUAAAUAGUUUCAUGCAAAGUUGUAUUGAAACUACAAAAAUCAUCAUUCUAAAUAUGGAUGGCAAGAAUACACUGCAGCUUCAUAUUCCUGACCAUCUUUUGUGCUUUCAUUUUCUGCUUCUGUUUGGUACAUUUAUAGAGUUGAUAAAUAGCUCAUAAUAAACUGAGCCAGAUUGUUUUGGGAUAUGCUGGAGAUGUUCACAGAAACAAUACUUUAAGUAACACCGUCUGUGUAAAACAAAAUUCUUUGAAUUAUCACAUCGCCUUCUCUCAAACAAUGAAUCAGUCCUUCCCUACUCUUUCAGUUUGAAAUUAGAAGAAACACUGAGGGCAGCAAGGAGAAGCUUCAAUAUCCACAACCGAGAGUGGCUUAGCAGCGACACUAUUGACUGAACUGGCCAACUCCUGAAGGAUGCAGUCACCAAAAUGGGGUUUGCAAUAGAGAGAGAAUUGAAGCGAAAGGUAAACCUACCUGAUAUAAUCCACACAUGUCUACACUAUCAAAGAUAUAUAUGUCCUUGACAACAUUGCGAAGAACAACCGUCACAGAACCGUCAUUGGAAAGAAGUGCGAAGUUCUCUUUGGAUACUCUAGUGGUUCAAAGAUGGGGAACCAUGAGUACUGUAGUCUAUCAACAACAGCAAAAUUGUACUUCAACAAAUGCUGCAACCUCAUGGUGAAGCAUAUCCCUCACACUACCAUCAACAGCAAGGCACAUUCUGGUUCAUGGUGGAAAAGCACAUCGGAAGCAGCAUCAAAUGUAUCUGAAAAUGGGAGCUGUUCCAGUGAAACUACAAUACAAGAUGGCGUGCGUGUGAGCAGAGUUAAACAAUGCUAAAGCCAACUAAUCAAAUCAAAACUGUAGGCUUGCAGUAUUGACACAUCCAAUCAUGAAUGCUGCUGAACUAAGAAGAAAGCUCCAUGAAUAUUCCAUGAUAGCAUGAGUGUAAAAGAUAAGGCUGAACUGUUUGCACCCAUCUUUAGCCAAAAGGGCAAAGUGGAUGAUCCGUCACAGAUUCCUUGAGGACAUUGCAUAAGCUAUUAUUCAUGCCAUUCAAAAUUAACUCUCCCUGAAAUCAAUAAAGGACUCAGUGUAACAAACUGUGCAAGGCCCCAAUAAGAUCACAACUUUAGUGCUGAAGCCCUAUGCUGCAGAACUAGCUUUACUCAUAGCCAAGGAGUUAUAACAGUUGAGUGGACCAACAAGGUGGAAAGUUGACCAUUCAUGUCUUGCUGACACAACAACAGGGCAGAUCCAAUCUGACCAAUCAGCCUACUCUUAGUCCUUACCAAAAGGAUGAGAAGGUCAUCGAUAGUGGUAUUAAUCUACACUUACGCAAAUAGCCCAUGUGCCGAACCUCAGUUUAGGUUGUUUUAAAGCCACUUGACUCUAGAUUUCAUUAAAGUCUUAGUCUAAACAUGGACAAAAGAGUUGAAUUCCAAAGUGAGGUGAAAAUGACUGUCUUUGACAUCAAAGCAGAAAUCGUUGGAUUGUAGCAUCAAGCAGUCCUAAUAAGAUUGAUUCAAUGGGAAUCAAAGGGUAAACUCUGCACUGGUGGAAUUAUACAAAGGAUGAUGGUUGUGCUUGUUGAAGACCUAUUAACUUUAAGGCUAAGUUAAUGACUGCAGGACUUCUCAGUGCACUUCUCAGUGGCCUAGUCCCAAUCAUCUUCAGCGGUUUCAUCAAUAACCUUUCCACUAUCAUAUGGUCAGUAUGGAAAUGUUUGUUAAUGAUUGCACUUGUUCAAUUCCAUUCACAAUUCCUCAGCUAAUGAAGCAUGGUUUGGCCUGAUAAGUGGCAAAUAACAUUUGUGCCAUAUAUGUGCUAGGCAAUGGUCAACUUCAACAAGAGUCCAGCCACCUCCACUUAAUAUUCAGCAGCUUUCCCACUGUUCAAUCCUCCAGCAUCAGUAUAUUUUUAAUCGUUGGCCAUAAACGUAAUUGCACCAGCCACAUUAACGGGGGGAGUUUAUAGGCUGAGAAUUUUGUAAUGAGUGGGAUUCCCCAGAGCCUUUUCACUACCAAUUAUUCUUUGUUUGUUACCCAUAAUAGAACAGCACCUCCUAAAAACAACUUAGGACAUGUACAGCAGGCACACAGAAACACCACCACCUCCAAGUUCUCUACCAACAAACCUGGACAUAUAUUGCCUUUUCUUUGUUCCCACUGGGUCCCACUGCAGCCUACCUAAUAUCACUUUGAGAGUAGCUUCACCAAACAGGGUGCAGUCACUCAGGAAGGCACUCACCAUCAGCUUCUCAAGGUCAACUAGGAAUGGACAAUAAAUGCGGGCCUUGCCAAAAAUAUGCAUGACUUGGGUAUGACUGAAAAAAAUUAUUCCCUGGAGACAAAAAAAAUGCAAGACAUAGAGCAAAUGCAUUGCACUGCUUUUGAAAGUAGCCUUGAUGCUGAUAUGUACCUAACUGCCUUAAAUGAUCUUAGGAGUAAGAGAACAUACGACAGUAGUGCUGAUGUUACAUUGCAGUCUACUGAAAAACAACACUCAGUGAAAAGUUAGCAAUAUUGACCGAGUAACAACAAUGUAGUAUAUUUGGAUGAAUUGAAGUUGUAAAUUCAGAUAAUGGGAUUUCAGAAUAAAUUCCUUUCCUCAUAUUUAUUUCUUUUUUUAAUGUGCCCAGGAAAAAUAAUUGCAGCAAAGUGAGUAUUCAGCCCUCUAAUCACGCCUGUCAAAUGGAACUGUACAUCUAGUAUGUCUCUUUACACAUUCUCCAUAUUCUUCUGCACUUUUACCUAUGAAAUGUUUAUCUAGUUGUCAUUUAACAAUGGUAUAAGCUCUGUUUCCAAGUAAUUUGCAUUACAUUCGAAUGAUCCUCCUAUGUAAGAAUCGCACUUAAUCUUCUGUAUUCUGGUAAAAGCACCUCAAUUAUUUGAGUCCUUCUUAAAAGCCAUAGCCAUUCAGUCCAGGUAGUACUUUAGUUAAUAUUCACUGUUUUCUCUCUGUGACUUUCUAUAAUAUACUCUCUGUAACUGAAUGCCUACUUCUUGUUGGUUUACUUCCUGUAGUAUUGUGAUGUGUUGCCUGCAACCUGAUAGUAUGUGAGCAGCUAGGAUAAAUCAACCAUGUUGGUGUACACUGUGAUCUGCAGGUCUGAUCAUCUUUCAGAGGCCAAUAUGCUACACCUAGUGGCAAUGUACCUUAUGAAGGUUGCAGAUUUAAUAGAUAAAUAAAACUAUGGAUAUAAUUUACAGCCAGGGCAAAUGAAUAUUUACUGUUUACUAGUUUAUUACCUUUGUGUUUAGUGGAAACAGGCAAAAACAAACCUCCAAAGGAAAUUCUUUCCUCCAAGUUUAAAUUAUUGUCACAUCACCACACUUGUUUUUAGUAUGGUGCUGUGGUUACAGAUUGUGCAUUUCAGCAUUUGAUUUAUAUUCCCUGAUACAUACUAUAGCCAUAAUGUGUAAAGUCUAAUCAAAGCCUGUUUUGUCCGUAACUUUACCUUUGAAUAAUUCAGAUCAAUGUGAGGUUAGCCAAUUAUUUACAUUUCUACCUAUAAGCCAAAUAUUGUUUUCUCCAAAACCUUCUCUUUCUCAACUGCCAUGCACACUUGCUUCCUUUUUCUUCUCCAUUUACUCUCUUGGUCUCUUUAUCAAACACACACAUUGACUCUGCCUGUAUGUUGUGAAUUGAAGAGUUGAAUGCAUAAGCUGUUGUAUGAUGAAUUAUUUAUAUUGCUUUCAAACUUGCAAUAUGUUUGUUCUUAUAAAACAUAUGAUUAACUUUUUUUUUACCUAUUUUGUAAAGAUUUGGAAAAACUGUUUAUAUACACCUUCUUGAGGAUUGUUUUAAAAUGCCGAAGAAUAAUCAUGUUAUAUUGUAUGGAACUUUAUUACAGUAUUAUAACUGAGCACUGUGAUAAUUAAUUAUGCAAAUUAUCCUGUUUAUUUAGAUGCUGAACAACUAGUCGAUGUUUGUCUAAACCCCUAUUACAUUUGCUCGGGGAUUUUAAUAUUUGUUAUAUAGAAUAGUUGAACUGUUAUUUGUAUACAUUGAACAUCUAGUUUUAAAUGUGAGAU
Molecule: messenger RNA, 6721 nt
Organism: Pristis pectinata (smalltooth sawfish)
Lineage: Eukaryota; Metazoa; Chordata; Chondrichthyes; Rhinopristiformes; Pristidae
Biological process (GO): positive regulation of hippo signaling
Cellular component (GO): cytoplasmic side of apical plasma membrane; cytoskeleton
Source: RefSeq, a predicted model, not a curated record